Eruca vesicaria subsp. sativa (arugula) is the source of this 990-nucleotide messenger RNA. The record is from the annotation of a GenBank genome assembly. Lineage: Eukaryota; Viridiplantae; Streptophyta; Magnoliopsida; Brassicales; Brassicaceae.
AUGGAUCCUACUUCGAUUGAUCAUCAAGAGUUGGAACAAAUCGAAGCUAUUGAUGAACUUCUUGAAGAUUUCUGGUUCUUUGAUAACUUACUUGACAGAAGAUCAAGAAUCUUGAGGUACUGCCAUUCAGAUCCUUACCCUGUUUCUCUUCCUUCUUCCUCUUACACUUGUCUAAAACCCGAAUCAUCGAAAACCGGAGAUUUGGAUUCAGACAAGAAGCUUCUUAAAGCUCAUACCGGGGGAGAAUCGGUUUCACCACCAAGUAUUGUGAAUAAAGAAGGUGGAAGCGAGCCUGAGAAGAUAAACAAGAUGAGAAGGCAGUUCUCUGAGAAGAUUAGGGUUCAAGAACGAAGAACUUACUUGCAGAAGAAGGAACCUGUGGUACGAGAGAAGGGAAUUAGAGAAAGCUCUAAAAAGAACAGAACUGGUUGUAAUAACAGUAGUUUCGGCCAGUGUUGUCAGAUGGGAGGGAGUUUGCAGAGAACUCAGACGUUACCGAGUUACAUAGGAAGAGAAGAUGUUGGAAAUGAGUUUCAAGAUCAAGACAUUGACGAUUCUAGAAUGGGAUUCUUGAUCCGUGAAGCCAUAGCUAGCUCGUCUUCAGGGUUAACUCCAACGAAACAGAACACACCAAAGAGUUCAAGCAUUCCAAGGCCUAAACCACCGAGACACUCAAGAUCAGAAGAAGCUAUUCAAGAAAUGGUCACCAAGUCACAAAGAAACCCAAGUGGUAAGACGCUGCGUAAGACAUUAAGCAGCGUCGAUACGCAAGAGCUUCUGAUGAUGAAGGAAUUGGACAUUACUGAAUUAGAAGAAGAUGAUGAUGAAGAACAGAGGAGGAUCCCACGCGCAACCGUGAAAAGCCGGUCUGCAGCGGUGGUGGGUCAGCCUAUUCCAGUUUGGGUUCCAAAGGAGUCAAGAAGAGACAUGAAAGCUCAGUUAAAGUUUUGGGCUCGAACCGUCGCAAGUAAUGUUCGACAAGAAUGCUGA